Bacillus rossius redtenbacheri is the source of this 1885-nucleotide messenger RNA. It is a transcript of the gene ORMDL, whose product is annotated as ORM1-like protein. The record is from RefSeq and is a predicted model, not a curated record. The coding region runs from base 127 to 585 and encodes 152 amino acids. The transcript is spliced from 4 exons. Lineage: Eukaryota; Metazoa; Arthropoda; Insecta; Phasmatodea; Bacillidae. Gene Ontology annotation, cellular component: endoplasmic reticulum membrane. Gene Ontology annotation, biological process: sphingolipid biosynthetic process; intracellular sphingolipid homeostasis; ceramide metabolic process.
AUGUGAUGUAUGUUUUUGUUUACAUUAUGCAACUAGUGCUAUGUUAACCUUAACCUCUAUAAGUCAAACGUUUCAAACAAAUUUAUUAAGAAAUUUAUGUAUAAUAAAUAAAUUGCUGAUUUCAGCAUGCUGGUCGGGGGCCACGGAGAGCCGAACCCCAACACCACGUGGCUGAGGAGUCGCGGCUUCUGGCUGAGCUAUGUCCUCGGCAUGCUCACGCUGCACCUGAUCCUGCUCUGCGUCCCGCCGUUCAGCGUUGCGACGGCCUGGACCCUCACCAACCUCAUACACAACGUGUGCCACCUGGUGUUCCUCCACACACUGAAGGGGGCGCCGUGGAUACCCCAAGAUCAAGGGGCCUGCCGCCAGUACACACAUUGGGAGCAGAUAGACGACGGGCAGCAGUUCACGACAACCAGGAAGUUCCUCUUCGUAGUCCCCGUAGUCCUGUUCAUCCUCACCAGUUACUACACGAGCUACGCGACAGGCCACUUCCUCGUCAACUUCCCGUCCAUGAUGGUGGUUGUCGUGCCGAAGCUGCCUCAGUUCCACGGUGUGCGGCUGUUUGGCAUCAACAAGUACUAGCGCGACUGCCCAAGACAAUUCGAGGGACGUUAUGCACGGCAUUGCAGUGCAGGAACCAAAAAUGAGCUAACAAUUAUUUUUAUUACGUUGGUAUUAUUAAAACAAGGGUUCCUAUUUCGUUAAGACACCCCACCGUUUGCAAGCAAGUUCACUGUGAUGCUGGUCGAGAAAAUGGCAUGGUCACCUUCAAGUGUAUGAAAUUAUAGUAAUCUAAGAAGUGCUAUGGUCAUUGCUGUUCUCGUGGGGUGCAACAAAAUUUUAAUUGUUUUUUUAAGCUUUUGCCUUAAAUGAAGUGAACAUUCCUGGAAUUAAGGUUGUGUUGAUACUUUGUUACUUGUGCAUUCACAUCAUUUCUUCCAACAAACCAUGAGUAAAUAGACACAAUGCAAGAGCCAACUGACAUGCAUCUUGUGUGUGGUGAAGUUGUUCUGAAGAGUUCUACAGGCACCACGCGAGCCAAAUAAACUUAACGUUAUGUUUGAUGGCUCAGUGUUUGGGAGAAGCGACACUAUCAAGAGAGCGCCGCAGUAGCAAGGAAAAAAAACUGUAACGCAUAUGUUGAGAUGAAUUCGCAAAAUUUAUUACUAGUGUCAUGUAUGUAAAAUUCUUAUCAUUACACACACUUUUGAAGAAUGAUUUAAAUCAUAAAUUUAUUGAAGCAGUAGGCAGGAAAGAAGUUACAAAGGUUGUGAAUUUGAUGGGUUACAUGUUCCUGAAUUUUACAUAACUUAUUUCUUGAUAUGUGAUCCCUUGAAAAGUUACAAAAAAUGUUCUAAUGGUGUUAUAGAAAAUGUAGUCAGUGUAGUAAAUGAUUUCCAGUAUUCAGAAGUACAUUAUGUAGAUUUCAUGACCUUAAUUUGUACACUAUAUGUCUUACAUACAAUGUAAACACCUCGACGCAGUAAAUUAAGUGUCAGACUGUCUGAGCUACAUACAGUAAACUGUUAUUUAACAGAAACUGUUCCUCUGUAUGGAUGAAUACAACUCGAUUCUGAUCCAUUUAUACCCUUAAUGUGAAAAUUUAAUUACAACUGAAAGCCAUGUUUACACAUCUCUAUUGAGUGAAAUAAAACAUUCUGAUGAUGCGAUUUUUACGCUUUUGUAGAUAACUAAAGAUAAGAUUGUAUGGUAGUCCAAUUUUGUUUUCCAAUCAGAAUAUUUUUUGUUGUUAUUUUUUUUUUAAUAUAAAUUCUGUUUUGUAAUACUUAUUCCAUUGCUGCAUUUUUAAGAUUAAAUAGUUUGUAUUAAGUUUGUUUAAAACAGAUACAUUCCGAACAAUAAUAAAAAAAAUUCAUUAACA